Messenger RNA from Oreochromis aureus, 1079 nucleotides. RefSeq lists its product as uncharacterized. The transcript is spliced from 5 exons. The record is from RefSeq and is a predicted model, not a curated record. Bases 225 to 839 code for a protein of 204 amino acids. Lineage: Eukaryota; Metazoa; Chordata; Actinopteri; Cichliformes; Cichlidae.
UCCUUUUCAGCUUUCCACAUAUACGGAAAGAACUGUCUUAGAGGUUUAUCGGAAGCCAAUUGUGACUGUUAACUCCUUGAUGUACAUGCCAUUUAAUAAAGUAUGCUGACUUUGUCAGCGCACACUGAACAAGGAGGAGACAUGGAAGUUGUGCUUGGAUUGAUGGUGAUUCUACUGGGAGUGUCUCAUGAAUCUUUGAAAGAUUGAAACCACAGUGUGGGUGAAUGAAGAGCAUGGAACAGUUUUUUAUCAUUGUGCUAUUAGCAGGAGGAACUCAAGCUCUCAUUCCAGUUGAUGAGACUACAUGUGACCUCAGGACGAGCACAUGUCCAUGCUCUCCUCUUCUUGAAGGAACUGUGUAUGUCCAAGUGAUGACUGAUGCUAGUGGCCGUGAAGUGACAUGUUUGAAGAUGCUUCCCACCGUGAAUAUAAUUGUGUUCAAUCUGAAGAAAGAAACAAUAACAAUAGACAAAGAAUUUAACAACAGACUGCAGUUUCUAAUCAGGAAUGGGACAAUCAAGAUCACAAACCUGAGGAGGAAUGAUUCAGGUCAAUAUAACAUUGAGGUCUUUAAUUCAGGUGGAGUCCGAGAGAAAAACAUUAAUUUCACCCUGGAUGUUAAAGGCAAUGACAAAGUUGAAAGCAAGUUAUCACACAGUUUUCCUUACCUGAGGAUAGUCUUUGCUGCACUGGGAUCUCCCCUGAUAGCAGUGUCGUGCUGCGUUGUGUAUCGGGAACUGAAGCAUCUUAAGAAGACUUCUAACAAGGCGGCCCAUGAUCAAAAGAGCCUCAGGUGUGAAACAGAGAAUAUAAACCUUAAGUGUGAGUCUGAGCUUUAGUGAGCUGACCUCCCUCAUAAUCAGCACUGGACACUGAACUGAGGAUCAAUGAAAAUGAAAACAGUUAGGAGGUGACUGUGGAAGUUUCAUACUGUAUCAAAAACAAUUUAAAAAUGUUAUGCUUGCAGCUUUGUAAUCAUAUUUUGGAGACCAGAUAAGAAUAUACAGUCAUGUAUAUUAUCCUGAUUCAAAAUUCCUUAAAUAACAAUAAAAACUUUGUAAAUGAAUGGGAAAUGUCUA